Messenger RNA from Symbiodinium necroappetens, 747 nucleotides. The record is from the annotation of a GenBank genome assembly. NCBI's taxonomy places the organism in Eukaryota, Dinophyceae, Suessiales, Symbiodiniaceae.
AUGCGGAUCCCUACGAGAUCCUGGGGCUUCCGCGUGGGCAGCUCGCAGGAUGCUCGGCUGGCUUUAGGUUUAAAACAGGCCUAUCGCAAAGCAGCGCUGAAGUGGCAUCCGGACAAAGUUCCAGAAGCCCAGAAAGAGGAGGCCGAGCAGCGCUUCAUUCAGAUCGCUUGGGCUUACGAAGUUCUCAGCGAUGCCGGGCGUCGGCGUGCUUUUGACGACCCGCGCCCGCACCGGCAGCCUGGCCAGCCAAGCCAUGACCGAGAAGAUGCGAGAAAUCGGCGGGAUUUCUCCAUGGAGCAGGCAGCCAAAAUCUUCAAGGAUGUGUUCGGCGAUGCCUCAGCAGAGUAUCGAGACCUCAUCGAGCACCUGGCAAGAUCCUACCACCACGGAAGCCCGGAGCAGUGGAGACGUCAUGCAGAGGCAAUCCGAGCUUCUUUGGGCAAGGACGCAUCCGGAAAUUUCGACGUGAAGACAUCUUCUGCAGAUGGGAUGGAACACCUGGAGUCCACCCAGACAGUGGAGAAUGACGGCAAAGGAACUACCAGAAAGACCGUCACGACGAGACAUACGCACACCUCGCAUCAGCCGUCCGGGGCCGGGCCACUGCCCAUCCUGGACGCUGUUCACGGCCAGGCAAAUGCAGAAUUCGGAGCUGCCAUGGCCUCCCACUUGGCAGCACACGAGGCUGCUGUAAAGGCCGCUAACAAAGCUGCCUUUGACAGCUUGCCCAAGCACGGCGAGUUCUGA